AUGCAUAGCUCCGCCCAUUCCAAAUUUGCCAACGUAUCGUGGUUAUUCGCCGAAGGUGGUUCUUCCGAGGAAGUGUUUCGUUGUGCCGGUUGUUGUGUGACAGGUGAUAGUGAGUACAUUCCGUUCGUUGCUGAAAGGAUGCCGCGCCGUUUGGAAGCAAAAUAUCUUGCGAACUUCCGCAAGCGGAAGCGUGAAGAGCAGGAAAUCGAAGGAGUCUCGCCGAGGCCUGCUGUGACGAAUGCGGAACGCAUGAGGCAGUACAGGCAGCGGAGGAAAAAUGCGCGGGAAACUAUCGGCGUUGGUGUCCGGCCCGGUGUCAAUGCCGGUACGACUGCGGCUGCCAAUCUUGAGCCGGUGCUCAAUUUUGUGCUGGAACCUCUUCCGGGCAGGAGCAAUGAUCCGGUGAGAUUUGUAGCAGUCCCAGUCAACGGUACCUUGCCAAAUGGUGCGGUUUCAUAUAGCGUCGCCGAAGGUGGUUCUUCCGAGGAAGUGUUUCGUUGUGCCGGUUGUUGUGUGACAGGUGAUAGUGAGUACAUUCCGUUCGUUGCUGAAAGGAUGCCGCGCCGUUUGGAAGCAAAAUAUCUUGCGAACUUCCGCAAGCGGAAGCGUGAAGAGCAGGAAAUCGAAGGAGUCUCGCCGAGGCCUGCUGUGACGAAUGCGGAACGCAUGAGGCAGUACAGGCAGCGGAGGAAAAAUGCGCGGGAAACUAUCGGCGUUGGUGUCCGGCCCGGUGUCAAUGCCGGUACGACUGCGGCUGCCAAUCUUGAGCCGGUGCUCAAUUUUGUGCUGGAACCUCUUCCGGGCAGGAGCAAUGAUCCGGUGAGAUUUGUAGCAGUCCCAGUCAACGGUACCUUGCCAAAUGGUGCGGUUUCAUAUAGCGAACUUGUUCCAUUUCGUUCUGAGCAGAACGAGUCUGUUCUAAUUCCUGAUCACUUUGGUCAGGGAAUUGACAUAUCUAUACCAAUUCAAGAAGAACCAAAAUUCGAUAAAGCUGAUCGAGAGUUCCACAAACGGUUCACUGAAAAUGAAUUUGGUAUACCGUGCAGCGUAUGUGAUAGGCUGUGGUUCAUCAAUGAUCUAAAGUCGAUCACCGAAGCUGCAGGGAGAGUGUUGAUAGAGGGAAAUCAUUUUGAAUCGGUCAAUGAAUUCAAAGUAUGCCAGACUUGUCGCAGCAGUUUGCAACGUGGUGCUGUACCCAAUUUGUCAACAUCGAAUGGGUUCAAAUAUCCACCUUAUCCUUUGGGUCUUCCACCGCUGGACCCAAUUAGUGAAAGGCUUAUUUCACCACGACUGCCAUUUAUGCAGAUUCGUCGCCUGCGCCAAGCGCAAGGCAGUUACACGAUCAUUGGUCAGGUGAUCAAUGUUCCAGUAGAUGUAGAUGAGAUGGUUAGGGCACUUCCACGCGAGCUUGAAGAUGAUUAUGCUUUUAACGUGUGCAUUAAAAAGCACCUUAUUCAUAAAUCAAAUUACUUGUCUGUAUUCGUCAAAAAGUCUGUGGUGAAAGCUUGGUUGGAAUAUCUCGUUACCACUCCUUUGUAUAGACGGGAGGGGGUAAGUUUUAACCAAGAACGAUUGAACGCUAUUGCUUCUGAGCCUCAACCUGGUUCAUCGCGGGAUGGAGACGCAAUCCAGCUGGAUGUUAUCGAGGAAGCCAAUGAUGUGGAGAUGUUUGCUGGCCAACAACAGACACUUAUGUGGAAUGAGGAUAAGUGCUUGGAAAUCGCCCCAGCACAAAACAGGAGACCAGUAUCCAUCGUUUACGAUGAUGAUGCCGAGGAGCUUUCCUUUCCGGAUAUUUAUCUUGGACACCCCAGAAAAUUCAAGGCUGGGAUUCACGUCACGCCUUUCAUGAAGGCUACUAGUGAGCUGAGACGGAGUGAUAGGCGAGGAGCCAAGCCCAACCAUUUGCUGUACAUGGCUAUGAAGAUUCUGCGUCUUCGAGUUACCGAAGGGUUACAGCAUGUCUUCAAAAGCAUGGGAACCGCGAACAUAACGCGAGGACAGCUCAACGACCGAGCUUUCGUGGAAGGUCUUAUGGAACGGAACCUGUCGUUUAUGAAGUCGAUACCAAAUUCAGUGCAAUAUUGGUAUCAAAGGAAACAGGACCUUUUCGCCAUGAUACGACAGUUGGGGAAGCCAACAAUGUUCCUGACUCUGAGCGCCAGUGAAACUCAAUGGCCUCUUUUGUUGAAGCAGCUACACAAACUCUCCAGUGAGUAUAACGGCAUUGCUUUAACGGACCCGCUGCAGGAGCUGAGUGCUCUACAGCGAGCAACGCUGGUCAAUGACGAUGCCGUCACGUGCUGCUUGUACUUCAACAAGCUUGUCGAUGUUCUCAUGACGAUCCUUUCUUCACCAAGGUUCAGCCCGUUGGGAAAGCAUUACGUCGUGGACUCCUUCAAGCGCAUCGAGUUUCAGCAUCGCGGCAGCCCACAUGCACAUAUCAUGCUUUGGCUCGCAAACGAUCCUAACGAAACUGUUUCUGAAGAUAUGCCUGCUACAAUGGAACUUAUUAGGAAAGUUAGUUCCAUCAGCGCUGUGCAUUUGCCAGAAACGAUCAAGAAGCAGAUUCAUGACCACACGCGUACUUGCUACAAACGUAAUGAAAAGCGUUGCAGGUUUAACAUACCGUACUGGCCAAUGGACGAAGAGCGAACACUGAUUCCUCUCACCGCUGAUGAUAGUCGCCGUGAUCAAUUGAGGAAGCGUGCCUCGGAAAUGAGACAAAUUUUGGAAACCAAGGCAUUUGACACGUUAGAGGAGUUUCUAGACGACUGUAAAUGUACAUACGAGUACUACCUUGAUGUUCUGCGUUCUUCGAUUAAGCGACCAACGAUCUUCCUGAAGCGAGUGAUGAAUGAGCUAUGGACGAAUCCUUUCAACCCAUGGAUUGCUCAAAAGCUUCGUUCUAACAUGGAUUUGCAGUUCAUCCUCGACGUGUACUCAUGUGCGUGUUACUUGGUUGACUAUGUCAACAAGUCCAACCGCGGUAUAAGUGGAUUGCAUCGAGAGCUUAUCGCUCUGCAAGAGCAGUAUCCGGACCAAGAUUACACGGCUUUGCUGAAGAAGGUUAGUUUGAAAAUGCUGAACUCUGUGGAGAUGUGUGCCCAGGAAGCUGCAUGGGUACUUCUGCGAUUGCCUAUGUCUGAAGCCAGCAGGAAAGUUCAAUUCUUACCAACGAUGUGGCCUCAUGAAAGGAUAAGAUCUAGGAAACAGUACAGGCAGAUGGAUGAAGAGGAAAUCGAUGAGGAUUCGACUGAUGUGUGGACCAAGAACAUUAUCCAGAAAUACGAAGAGCGCGAUGGCUUAGAAGAUGUGUGUUUAGCUGAUUUCGCAGCACGGUACACUCAAAGAAGAGGUACUAACACCUACACUAUCCGGAAUGUUCCACGAAUAUUGAGAUGGCGUGGCUACAGCAUGAACGAGUUGGCUGAGUACAAGCGUGAAUCGGUACUUUUGUUUUGGCCAUUCAGAAGCGAAGUCUGCGACAUUCUGGAUGGCAACAAGUUUCUUCAGCUUUAUGAUAUGAACGAGGCAGAUCUCUUGAGAAAACGAAGGGAAUAUGACUGCGAGCUGAACUUGGAACAGACUGUAGAGGAAUACCUUCGUACUUGUGAGAACGAAGAGGUUGGUGAGCAGGAGAAUGCCGCUACAGAGAAGAAUGAUGAAUUUGUGCGAACGAUCAUCAUGGAGCCCAACAACGACGAUAUUGAACAUUUGCCCACAGGAGCACUGAAUGCUGUCAUCAGGCAACGUACUAAUGUCAUGUCGAAAGAAGAUUACUGUGCAAUGGUGCGGACAACCAAUGCUGAGCAGCGCGACCUCAUCCUGCAAAUGAUCCACAGUUUGCACAGUUACGAUGAAAGCAGCAAGCCGAUGCAGAUUUUCUUUACUGGACCUGCUGGGUGCGGUAAAACAUUCACUCUGCGCAUUUUAAUGGAGACGAUAAAUCGCUACAGUCAAGCCCACAACGCGCAGAAGAACGCCUAUGUGGCGUGUGCUUCCACCGGAAAAGCAGCCGUUGCUAUAGGAGGAACAACCGUUCAUUCAGCGUUUCGGAUCACUAUGUCAAGGCGAGCCAAUUCGAAACUCAGCUUUGAGAUGCUGCAGUUGUACCGCAAUGCUUUUGCAAACAUUAAGGCGGUCAUAAUCGAUGAAGUUAGUAUGAUUGGUGCGGAUAUUCUCAACACCAUUCAUGCGCGUCUUCAGGACAUUAGUGGCAAUUAUGAUGAUCCAUUUGGCGGAAUUAACAUCGUAUUCUGUGGAGACUUGCGACAAUUGCCACCCGUCAAUGCAAGGCCUGUUUACAAGCCUACAGGUAAUUCCUUUCACGGUGCUGUUCUUUGGCAAGCAUUGGAUUUCUUACCGCUUGUUAAGGUGAUGCGGCAGACAGAUGUAGAGUUCUCCAGUAUACUCACUAAGAUUGGUAAUGGCCAGCAAAUGACUGCUGAGGAGACCAAACUGAUUGAAAGUCGGUUCCGUACUGUAGAGUGGUGUAAACAAAACGCACCAGGAGCAAUAAGGCUUUAUCAUCGGAAUGCGGAUGUUGAAGCAUACAACAACGAAGUACUGCAUAAUCAGGAUGCUCUGGACUGUAUAGCGGAUGACGUUUUCGCGGGAUACAAGGACGCUGGUCAACUGGCAAGCUCUCGCAUCAAGCUCUACAAGAUGAGCGUCGUGGAAACCGGUGGGUUACCGUAUUUGCUACGCCUUUCCGUUGGUAUGCCAUACAUGAUUACAACCAACGUCGAUGUAGAAGAUGGCGUAGUGAAUGGUGCGAUAGGUGAGCUGAAAUAUAUUGAAAAGGAUGAAGACGGCUCAGUUGUGAAACUAUGGUUCAAGUACGACAACGAGACGAUAGGUGCUGCGUUGAGGAUCAAAUCGCGACCAACUGUCUAUUCAAGACCAGGAAUUCUGCAACCCGAUUGGACUCCUAUUGCAAAGCGUUCAGGUAACAUAAAGCUAAGCAGCAUCAUUAAAUGCAAACGCAUACAGUUUCCGGUGGUUAGUGCCUGUGCGUUAACAGUUCAUAAGUCGCAAGGUGGCACUUUCUCCGAGGUCGUGUAUGAUUAUGACAAGAGUCAAGAUCAGCAAUUGGUGUACGUUGGCUUGUCACGUGUUACGACGCUUCAAGGCCUUUACUUGACGAACACCGCAAACUCGUUUAAAUUUCAUCAUGCUAAGGGUAGCAACUCACCAAAGAUGGUGGAUUUAAGGAACGAGUUGUUGCGUUUGAGUAAUCACCGACUGCGUACACUAGGAGAUGAACUGAGUGAAGUAGUUGAAAACAGCGGCUCUGCAUGCACAUUGAUGAGCCUCAAUGUACAGAGUUUGAACGCUCACGCGCAGGACAUAGCGACUGAUCGAAUCCUUUCAAGCGUAGAAUUUCUCGCUCUGAAUGAAACCUGGAUGGAUGCUACCUCUCUAAUAGAGAUUGAUGGAUAUAAGCGCAUCACCCAGUGCAAGCGAAUGGGUAUGAGAGCGGCUGGAGUCGCGAUCUAUCAGAAAGAAACGGCAUCAACCGUGGCUGUUCCGCAUCCCAUCAAGCAACUCGGUGAGGAUCGAGACGAGACGUUUGCCGAAGUGAUCAACUAUGGAGACAUAUGUGCAGCAAAGGUUAAUGUUAUGGGAACCGAAGUACUUCUGAUUAGAAGUGCCCGAACCAUCAAACAUCUAAUCUACAGGAAAUACAUCGCUACGCUCAAGAAACCGGAGCCCGGAAUGCAACGUUAUUCGAUACGAUACACAGCAAAUGCUCACCACAAACAACACCUGGUCGCUAACAAUCAUCGGUAG
Messenger RNA from Aedes albopictus (Asian tiger mosquito), 5796 nucleotides. RefSeq lists its product as uncharacterized. Gene Ontology annotation, biological process: telomere maintenance; DNA repair. Gene Ontology annotation, molecular function: DNA helicase activity. The transcript has 7 exons. The record is from RefSeq and is a predicted model, not a curated record. Lineage: Eukaryota; Metazoa; Arthropoda; Insecta; Diptera; Culicidae. The coding region runs from base 1 to 5796 and encodes 1931 amino acids.